Molecule: messenger RNA, 528 nt
Organism: Penicillium hordei
Lineage: Eukaryota; Fungi; Ascomycota; Eurotiomycetes; Eurotiales; Aspergillaceae
Exons: 3
Source: RefSeq, a predicted model, not a curated record
AUGGUUAGGUUGACGAUGAAACCGCACUUCAAUAGCUCUUCUCUUUUUAUAAAGCUACAAUUGACCGGUUCUCAUACAACCUUCGAAUUCGUUAAUUUUUACCGGGAAAAAUUCAUUAUCCCCUUUUAUUUUUUACCCUAUACCACCCAUCUCUGCCAGCCGCUAGAUGAGCAUCUACAGAAGAGCGUACAAAGGCAUAUUCAACGAAGUAUAGAUGCAAAUACGCUUUUAUAUCAAGAGGUUGAAUUAUUGAAGGCCUCUUUAAAGAAGGCUCAGUCCUACAAAUCAACUACAUAUACGCCAAAAAAUGGGAAAUCGCUUCUUAGGACCAAAGGCAAUGUCCUAUCACCUAUAUGCGCGAAUAGGAUGAUGGUAAAAAGACAGGAUGCCAAUGCUAGGAAGUUGAAGCGGCUACAGGCAAAGCAUGCUAAGGAAUUGGAAGCCCAACAACGGGCCCAAGAAGCAAGGGAUUUAUUAGAGACUAAGCAUAAAGCUUCAAUGGCGGCAAGAGAUAGUAAUGGUGGAAAU